Molecule: messenger RNA, 2568 nt
Organism: Marmota flaviventris (yellow-bellied marmot)
Lineage: Eukaryota; Metazoa; Chordata; Mammalia; Rodentia; Sciuridae
Gene: Macc1
Product: MET transcriptional regulator MACC1
Cellular component (GO): cytoplasm
Molecular function (GO): protein binding
Source: RefSeq, a predicted model, not a curated record
AAAUGGUAAUCUGUGAAAUAGCCCAUUUUUGGUCAGGAGGAACUGCACAAAGUAGAGCUGAAGGAAAUUUGAUUGACAUGGAAGGAGAAAACCUCUCAAAAAAUUGCAAUAUUACAGAAUGGCAAGACCCAGGCUUGCUUUGCAAUUGUACAGAUGCUGUCCCUCUUCACGAUGACAAGGCUUUGAAAGUUACAAAUCCAUUCUGGAAGGAACUAUCUGCUUCUAACCCAUUUCUGGAUGAUAUAACUCAGCUAAGAAAUAACCAGAAGAAAGAGAAUAUCUCCAUUUUGAAAGAAGAUCCUUUUCUUUUUUUAAGAGAAAUUGAAACUGGAAAUUCUUUUGAUUCCUCUGAUGAUGAACUUGAUGUGCAUCAAUUGCUCAGCAAGUCUCCCUUAAGAAAAUCAGGAAGAUCCAAAAGUGUUUCAGAACUUCUGGGCAUUUUAAAUGACACCACGAGUACUCAUCAGAGUAUGCAAGACUGUGACCAAAUCCUAGCACAAGACUUAGAAUGGCUUCAAAAUGAUCGAGAGGCUUAUAAAAUGGCUUGGUUAAGUCAACGCCAAUUGGCUCGCUCCUGCUUGGAUUUGAAUACAAUGAAUCAGAGUCCUGGAUGGGCCCAAACACAAGUUGCAGAGACAAUCACAGUUUGUAAACUCAACCACCAAGGAGGGUCCAUACAGUUACCUGAGUCAGACAUCACUGUUCAUGUGCCCCAAGGUCAUGUAGCUGUGGGAGAAUUCCAAGAGGUAUCUCUAAGGGCAUUUCUUGAUCCUCCACAAAUGCUUAAUAAUGAUCUUUCAUGCACUGUAAGCCCUCUGUUGGAAAUCAUGUUAAGUAACCUUAAUACAAUGGAAGCUGUUUUGUUAGAAAUGAAAAUUGGGGCUGAAGUAAGAAAGGAUCCUUUCAGUCAAGUGAUGACAGAAAUGGUGUGCUUACACAGCCUGGUCAAAGAGGGUCCUUUCAAAGUAUUAAACAACUGCUAUGUUUAUAAAGACACCAUCCAAGUCAAGCUGGUGGACUUGAGUAAGGUGAUGUAUCUAGUGAUUGCUGCACAACCUAAAGCUAUUCAGUCAUCACCUGCCACCAUUUGGGAUUACAUUCACAAAACCAUCUCAAUUGGAAUUUAUGGCCCCAAAUACAUCCAUCCCAAUUUCACUGCUAUUUUCACAGUUUGUGGACAUAGCUAUAUUCCAGGAAAGCUUACAAUCCCUGAUAUUAAAAAGGAUGGAAAAAGCACAUCUCCUGUUGUAUUUCAGCUCUGGGGAAGGCAUUCGUUUUUGCUUGACAAGCCGCAGGAUUUAAAUAUUUCUGUGUUUUCAUGUGAUCCUGAUUUUGAAGUAAAAGUGCAAGAAGAUGGGAAACAAAUUAAACAAAAGCAGUUGGAAUUAGGUGAGGUGGUUCAUCAACCAGUUUUCUUUUCUUUAGUGGACUGCAGAGAGAUGCACUUGUUUGUUUUCCGUGUUCAGGUGGAGCCUCCUAAUGGUAGACCAGUUGCACAGUUCUUUAUCACUUCACCUGAUCCGGCUCCCAACCUAAAAAGGCUCUCAAAUCUGCACAAGGAGAAAGAGGAAAAGUCCACGCCUUUAUUCUCAUCAGUGCUUGUUAAAUAUCCCACAUUCCAAGAUAAAAAAUUGAACUUUACCAACUAUGGGGUAACCCUGAAGACAGUGCUCAGACAAAACAAGAUUGACUACUUUCUGGAAUAUUUCAAAGGGGACACGAUAGCUCUUCUUGGGGAAGGUAAGGUAAAGGCCAUGGGGCAGUCUAAAGUGAAGGAAUGGUAUGUGGGAGUCCUCAGAGGGAAGAUUGGACUUGUGCACUGCAAAAAUGUCAAGGUGAUUUCAAAAGAACAAGUCAUGUCUGUGUCUGACAGUAUCUUUACAACCAGGAAUCUUCUUGAGCAAAUUGCCCUGCCCUUUAAAAAACUGACUUAUAUAUAUUCAGUUGUAUUGACCUUGGUGUUAGAAAAAGUUUAUGACUGGAAAGUUUUAGCCGGUGUCCUGGGGUACUCUCAUCUGGCACUGGAAAACUUUGAUCAAAUGCAAGCAGACAAAGAAUCAGAAAAGGUUUCUUAUGUUGUCAAGAAGCUAAAGGAAGAUUGCCAUGGAGACAGAAAUACAAGGAAGUUUCUUUAUGAACUUAUUGUGGCUCUGCUAAAGAUCGACUGUCAAGGGUUGGUAGUGCAUCUUCUCCAAGAAGCUGUUAUUCUGACUUCAGCUGUCAAACUUGGAAAAGGCUGGAGGGAACUUGCUGAAAAGUUAGUAAGACUCACCAAGCAACAAAUAGAGGCAUACGAAAUUCCUCACCGUGGAAAAACUGGAGAUGUUGCUACCGAGAUGAUGUGGAAACCUGCCUAUGAUUUUCUCUAUAAUUGGAGUGCUCACUAUGGAAAUAGCUACAGAGAUGUUUUACAAGACCUUCAAUCAGCUUUGGACAGAAUGAAAAACCCUGUAACCAAACAGUGGAGAGACUUAACUGGAGCUUUACUACUAGUAAAUUCUUUGGAGAUUUUGAGAGUAACUGCAUUCUCUACUUCUGAGGAUGUAUAGGAAUAGGGUGUGCUUUUUG